Phacochoerus africanus (Common warthog) is the source of this 4293-nucleotide messenger RNA. RefSeq names its product p21 (RAC1) activated kinase 2 (gene PAK2). Gene Ontology annotation, biological process: protein phosphorylation; regulation of MAPK cascade; intracellular signal transduction. Gene Ontology annotation, cellular component: cytoplasm. The record is from RefSeq and is a predicted model, not a curated record. The transcript is spliced from 15 exons. Gene Ontology annotation, molecular function: ATP binding; protein serine/threonine kinase activity. NCBI's taxonomy places the organism in Eukaryota, Metazoa, Chordata, Mammalia, Artiodactyla, Suidae. The coding region runs from base 292 to 1866 and encodes 524 amino acids.
GCGGCAGCGGUUGUUCCGCUUCCCCUCUGGCCUGGGCCGUCGCCAUUGCCGAAGGCUCCCUGCCCUCCCCUCCCGGCGCCCGCGGGGCUCGGCGGCCGCCCGGCCUAGCAGUAGAAGCCGCGGCGCUCCAGCGCGGCUCCUCUUCCCGCCCCGCUUCCCCUUCCCUCCCGUCCCCGCCCCGCGUCGCUCUCUUGCUCGGGGCGGCUCCUGAUCCCGCCAGGAGCUCGGCCGGAGGCUCCUCGCUGGGGCGGGGACCUUUCCUCGCCUGGGGCCAUAUCAUAAUUCUGAAUCAUGUCUGAUAACGGAGAACUGGAAGACAAGCCUCCAGCACCCCCUGUGCGAAUGAGCAGUACCAUUUUUAGCACUGGAGGCAAAGACCCUUUGUCAGCCAAUCACAGUUUGAAACCUUUGCCCUCUGUUCCAGAGGAAAAAAAGCCCAGGAAUAAAAUCAUCUCUAUAUUCUCAAGCACAGAGAAAGGAAGUAAGAAGAAAGAGAAGGAAAGGCCAGAAAUUUCUCCUCCGUCUGAUUUUGAGCACACCAUCCAUGUUGGUUUUGAUGCUGUCACUGGAGAAUUCACUGGCAUGCCAGAACAGUGGGCUCGAUUAUUACAGACCUCCAAUAUCACCAAACUAGAGCAAAAGAAGAAUCCUCAGGCUGUGCUGGAUGUCUUAAAGUUCUAUGACUCCAACACAGUAAAGCAGAAAUACCUGAGCUUUACUCCUCCUGAGAAAGAUGGCUUCCCUUCUGGAACACCAGCACUGCAUACCAAGGGAUCGGAAACGUCAGCAGUAGUAACAGAGGAAGAUGAUGAUGAUGAAGAGACUGCUCCUCCUGUUAUUGCCCCACGACCAGAUCAUACAAAAUCAAUUUAUACACGGUCUGUAAUUGAUCCUAUUCCUGCUCCAGUUGGUGAUUCUAAUGUUGAUGGUGGUGCCAAGACUUCAGACAAACAGAAAAAGAAGGCCAAAAUGACAGAUGAAGAGAUUAUGGAGAAAUUAAGAACUAUUGUAAGCAUAGGUGAUCCUAAGAAAAAAUAUACAAGAUAUGAAAAAAUUGGGCAAGGGGCUUCUGGCACGGUUUUCACUGCUACUGAUGUGGCACUGGGACAAGAGGUUGCUAUCAAACAGAUUAAUUUACAGAAACAGCCAAAGAAGGAAUUGAUCAUUAAUGAGAUUCUGGUGAUGAAAGAAUUAAAGAAUCCCAACAUAGUUAACUUCUUGGACAGUUACCUGGUAGGAGAUGAGUUGUUUGUGGUAAUGGAGUACCUUGCUGGGGGAUCACUUACGGAUGUUGUAACAGAGACCUGCAUGGAUGAAGCACAGAUUGCUGCUGUAUGCAGAGAAUGUUUACAGGCAUUGGAGUUUUUACAUGCUAACCAAGUGAUUCACAGAGACAUCAAAAGUGACAAUGUGCUUUUAGGCAUGGAAGGAUCGGUUAAACUUACUGACUUUGGUUUCUGUGCCCAGAUCACCCCUGAGCAGAGCAAGCGAAGUACUAUGGUUGGAACGCCAUACUGGAUGGCACCAGAGGUGGUUACACGGAAAGCUUAUGGCCCUAAAGUAGACAUAUGGUCUCUGGGUAUUAUGGCCAUUGAGAUGGUAGAAGGAGAGCCUCCAUAUCUCAAUGAAAAUCCUUUGAGGGCCUUGUACCUGAUAGCAACUAAUGGAACCCCAGAACUUCAGAAUCCAGAGAAACUUACCCCAAUAUUUCGAGAUUUCUUAAAUCGAUGUUUGGAGAUGGAUGUAGAGAAAAGGGGUUCAGCCAGAGAAUUGUUACAGCAUCCCUUUCUGAAAUUGGCCAAACCAUUAUCCAGCUUGACACCACUGAUCAUGGCAGCUAAAGAAGCAAUGAAGAGUAACCGUUAACAUCAUUGCCGUGGCCUUAUAUUCUUUUUUCCAUUUUCUAAGAAGUCUUUUAAUAUAUGAAAAUUAUUACUCUUUGGGGGUUUAAAGGAAUGGUCUGCAUAACAUGGAGAAAAAAAGCAAACUACUACUUCCUGAAGACAACCAAGAAAAAAAUUGCAAAACAGAAUGACAACUUUCUAUUGAAUCCCUUCUUUAGGGUCCAAAAGGAAUUGUGGACUGAAUCACUAGCCUUACAUCUUUCAGCAGAAAGCCCAUCAGGGCCAUUUAUCAUGCUUGAGAUUUGCGUUUUAUUUUGCUGACUUCAUUAUAAUAGAUCCCAUUCAUUGUCCUUUUUGGGGGUAUUUUCAAUACUUGAAUGGCGGAUUUGAGUUUUUCAGAGUAUUUGUUUUAUCUGCUACUCUUUUUUCUCUCUUCUUCAUAGCUUUUUUUUUUUUUCCUUGCCUUGCUCCUUUUGAGUUGCUUUGGGAAAUUUUUCUUUUGCCUAAAUUGGUGGCAAGCGUGAUAGAAAUUAUGUAGCUCCUUAUAUUGGCAAAGGAGCUCAGUACGGUUUAACUUUGUAUAGACGUUAAGACCAGCUAUUGUUACAUGUAAUAUUUCAGUUCAGAAUUUGAACUAAAGGAAGGGAAGAAAAGUAUGUGAUUUUUACCUUUUUUAACAAAUGUGAAAGAAUCAGUUUUAGAAAUUUCAUGAUAGUGAGUUGUUUGGCAUUUGUUACAUGUAUAGAGAGAGGACUAAUAAUCUAUAUUUAUAACUAAAUCAUUGAAACAGAAAAAGAAUCCUGUUGACUUUACAUUGUUACCCUUUUGUUUUGCCUUUCUGACUGUAUCCCCUUCAGACUUGGCUUCAGGACUUUGGUUUGUGCCGCUCCUUUCCCCUCCCCUGUUUUUUUCCCUUCAUUUUGGAAAUAAGUUUCUGUAUAUGUUGUAAUUUUAGCUAGUUUUUUGUUUUUUAAUUAACCCUCUCUCACCCUACUCGCUGCCUCCUUCCUAUGGUAAAUAAUAUAAUAACCAUUGAAUUUUCAGAAUUUAGAAGUUAUUUUUCCCAUACAAAGGAGAAAAAUAUUUGGAACUAGCAGAGAUAAAAUGAGAGACUUGAACCCUGGUGAGCUCUAAAAUAAUUAGAAAAGAUUAUAUUCUUGAAAGAGAAAUGUCACUUACUUAGAGAUGUAGCUUCUGACCAGUAAACCAUUAGGACUUGUUAUAAACAUUGUUCCCAACCUAUUACCAUACUUUACUCUCUGUGAGAAUUUAAGUGACAAGAGUCCUUCUUGAUAAAUUCAUGGGUCAUUUGAGAUGUCGAGUUACUUUAGUUUUUUUUCAAAUAAGUAAAUAAUAUUCAUGUAAAAAACUGGACAAAGGAAGAAAAAUUAAAUGUGCUUGUUGAUAGCAGUACUUUUUUAUUUUAAAGAUUUUAAAAAGGUCUGUGACCUGUAGCAUUAAUUACUAGAGUAUCUUCUCUUCUCCUCCCCCCCCCCCCUCCCCGCCCCCCGGCCUUGUCUCCUUUCCCUCCUCUUUCUCUCUCACUCUCUUUUUUAAUUGUUUGGCUUUUGCAGGCAGUAUUGCUCCUUCUGGCAUGUCAAGUGCCACAUAAAAGAAAAAUCUGUCGUUUGGUUCUGGCAUUUUGUUCCCACCAUUCACUUCUUAUUGACUUCACAUCUACUUGCCAUCCUGCAGUAGUAUAAGUCGUGAAUAAAAUAAUUUGAUGUUUUUGGAAUACAUUAGGAGAACUAAUGAGUUUUAUUUCCUAUCAUGCCCAUCAUAUCUGUGUUAAGAUAGAGGUAUAAGGAUAGAAAUGACUGUGUUUGGAGUCUUUUUUUAUUAGUAUUGAUAAUGCAGGAAGGUUUUUCACAAAAAUGAGUAAAAUAAUGAAACUUGUAUCUAGAGCACUUAAUGGUCUCUGUUUUCAAUUUGAUUUUUGAUUUUAUUUUUCUCAGAGUUAUAUUGGGUUUCUAUAGCUGUUACUAAAUUACUUUACAGAAACUGGCUGGUUUAUUUCUGGUGGAAAGCUACAGUGUCUUGAGUUGCAGAUUUGAACAUUCUUUGUAAAUAGCUGUCUGGAUGGAUUAUGAUACAGAAGAUGCUACCAAUGAAAUAGUAAAAUGAACUAGAUGAUAUAAGACUAUGAGCCUCAUGACCACUCUAGAAGGCACCUGUACACAUCAGUCAUAAAGACCAUAAUCAUUGAAUGCAGUGCCAAUGCCCCAGUUUUAUGCCUGUGACUCAACAAAGGUCUGAAAAGUUUAUAGAAGCAGUUUGGGAUUUGUAUUUACAACUUCCUUGAUGGUUACCUGCAUGUCCAUUGCUGGCAACGGACUUUGUCAUUAAAACCUGACCUCCUAGGUUAAGGGAGCUACACUGUGGUGUAUCCUUUACUUACUUGGAUAAACUAACUUGUAGUAGAAAUAUACUUUAAUUCUGAAAUGUGUAA